Exophiala spinifera is the source of this 1629-nucleotide messenger RNA. RefSeq lists its product as uncharacterized. Gene Ontology annotation, molecular function: transmembrane transporter activity. The coding region runs from base 1 to 1629 and encodes 542 amino acids. The transcript has 4 exons. The record is from RefSeq and is a predicted model, not a curated record. Gene Ontology annotation, biological process: transmembrane transport. Gene Ontology annotation, cellular component: membrane. Lineage: Eukaryota; Fungi; Ascomycota; Eurotiomycetes; Chaetothyriales; Herpotrichiellaceae.
AUGGAUAUCAACACGGAGCAAGCACUGCCAAAGGGUGUCGACCCGGAAAAGACUCUUCAAGGUGUCGACAGAAACGGCAGUGUUGCCACAAAUGUGUCUCUUGACCAGGCCCUGAAUCAGCUUGAUAUUUCGUCCAAGGAUGCCGAUGAAGCAUUCAUGUACCUGAAAGACCAUCCAAAUGCGGAUGAAGUGCGUCAAGAGGCUAUUGCUAUACUCGCAGACCCGAAAGCAACGAAGAGACUUCUGCGAAAGAUCGAUUUCCAGAUUGUCCCAUGUAUGAUUGCGGUGUAUUUUCUGCAGUACUUGGAUAAGACAACGAUCUCGUACACUGCUGUGAUGGGCCUCCGUGCAGACACUCAUCUACACGGCCAGGACUAUUCGAACGUUGCGAUGAUGUUUUACGUUGGGUUUCUUGCGGCUGAGUUCCCGACCCAGUAUUUGGCACAGCGCAUCAGUCGGCUGGGCAAGUAUCUCGGCGUGAACGUAAUGCUCUGGGGUGUCGUGCUGGCCUCGAUGGCGGCGUGCACUUCUUACGCUGGCCUGAUGAUCACCAGAGUUCUUCUCGGCAUCUUUGAGGCUCCUGUGGCACCGAUCUUGGUCAUGAUCAUCGCCAUGUGGUAUAAGAAGGGCGAGCAAGGCCGACGAGUCAGCUACUUUUACGUUUGCAACUCGAUCACCCAAAUAUUUGGAAGCGCCGUCGCCUAUGGUGCCAGCUUUUCCAAGACUGGAUUCGCCAGCUGGCGAAUCUUCUUCUUGAUCAUUGGCUUGAUGACAAUCCUAUUCGGCUUUUUGGUCUUUAUGUUUCUGCCUGACUCUCCGGUCAAGGCUGUUCGUUUCACCGAUGCCGAAAAGAUUGCUGCGUUGUUGCGGGUCAAGGAGAACCAGUCGGGUACUCAGAACGCAACCCUCAAAAAGGCACAGGUCUUUGAGUCACUGAAGGAUGUCCGCGUGUGGCUUGUUUUCCUAUCUGUGCUUCUGACAUCAAUUCCCAAUGGCGGCUUGUCCAACUUCUCCUCGAUUUUACUUACCACGUUUGGAUACACUAGCCAGCAGGCACUGAUCCUGAACAUGCCAUCCGGUGCGGUGGGGAUAUUCAUUGUUCUGCUUUCCGGAUAUCUGUCGGAUCGAUGGAACGACCGGUCGCUAGUCAUGCUCAUUUGUCUCAUUCCGACAAUCGUUGCGGCAGGUCUGAUGUAUGGACUUGAUCCGGACGGGAUUCCCAAAAGCAAGGGCGCCUUGCUGUUUGCUUCUUACCUCAGCGGGACCUUUGGUGCUGCGUUCAUGCUCCUCCUCGCGUGGAAUGCCAGCAACAUCGCAGGGCACAGCAAGAAAGUGACGAGCAACGCGCUGACACUGGUCGGCUUCUGCACCGGCAACAUCUUGGGCACACAGACCUUUCAACAGAGCGAGGCACCGGGAUACAAGAGUGGAAAGAUUGCAAUCGUGGCAUGUUUGUCAGCACAAGUUCUUGUGUGUUUUGCGCUGCGGUACUGCAACGAUCGGCUGAACAAGAAGAACCAGCAGAUCCUAGCGGGUAUGAGCGAGGAAGAAAAAACAUUGGCGCGUGAGAAGCUGGCGUACAGCGACGAGACGGAUUUGCGCAAUCCUUUUUUCGUGUACACUCACUGA